Syngnathus acus (greater pipefish) is the source of this 3274-nucleotide messenger RNA. Its product is annotated as long-chain-fatty-acid--CoA ligase 1-like. Gene Ontology annotation, cellular component: endoplasmic reticulum; membrane. The transcript is spliced from 21 exons. NCBI's taxonomy places the organism in Eukaryota, Metazoa, Chordata, Actinopteri, Syngnathiformes, Syngnathidae. Gene Ontology annotation, biological process: very long-chain fatty acid metabolic process; long-chain fatty-acyl-CoA biosynthetic process; long-chain fatty acid metabolic process. Gene Ontology annotation, molecular function: arachidonate-CoA ligase activity. The record is from RefSeq and is a predicted model, not a curated record. Bases 250 to 2346 code for a protein of 698 amino acids.
GUUGUACUUUGGGACACGCCCACCCACUGUAAGGCUAAGCGUGGUCAGCAACAAGAGGAAGCCGGGUGGAGAGCUGCAGCAAACAGGUACACUCCUGGCCUAAAACAACUCAUACACUCCUUUACCUCAGGGUGUCCCUAAAACCACUCCGGCUUUCAGAGUCCAAAUUCUUCCUGUGCUCAUCAAGCACUCCACCUCCACCAAGUGCAAGGCCCAAGCAUCACCAUCUGAUCCCUCCUCAUCACAAUAAUGCUGAGCCCGGAGUUCUUGCAGAAGCUGAGACUGCCAGAUCUGGAUUCCGUCAGUCAGUACCUUCAGGGUCUGUCCACAUCGACUUUAAUCAGCAUGGGGGCGAUCACAGCUGCAACAACCUUCUAUAUGGCAACGCGACCAAAAGCCCUGCCACCCAUCUGCGAUCUCAAGAUGCAGUCGCUCGAAAUUGCGGGCGGAGAAUACAUACACCAAUCGACUCUGCUAGACGGUGAUGAUCUCUUGACACGUUUCUAUGACGAUGCGAAUACAAUGUAUGAAUUCUUCCUGAAGGGUGCUCAAGUAUCCAAUAAUGGACCAUUCCUGGGCUCCAGAAAACCCAAAGGUGCCUAUGAAUGGAUGUCUUACCAAAAGGUAAUGGAGCGAACAGAAAAUCUUGGGUCUGCUUUUCUUUAUAAAGGACACUCCAAGACCAAUGACCCCAACAUUGGCAUCUUCUCUCAGAACAGACCUGAGUGGACAAUCACCGAGCUGGCUUGCUACACCUAUUCCCUGGUGUCUGUGCCGCUUUAUGACACACUUGGUGCAGAAGCCAUCAACUACAUUAUAGACAAAGCCUCCAUCUCGAGCAUAGUAUGUGACGUGGCAGAUAAAGUCAGCCUGGUACUUGACUGCGUGAAGGACAGGAAACACUCCGUGAAAACCAUUGUUGUAAUGGAGCCUCCCGCCGACGAGCUGGUGAGCAGAGGCAAGCAAUCUGGAAUUGACAUCCUCAGCCUACGAGAGAUGGAGGCCAUCGGAAAGGCUAACCAUCAUCAACCUGUGCCUCCCAGAUCUGACGAUAUGGCCAUUAUUUGCUUCACUAGUGGAACAACAGGUAACCCAAAGGGAGCCAUGUUGUUGCAUCGGAAUAUUGUGGCCAACUGUUCAGCCUUCCUUAAAAUAACACAGGCCUCCUGUCCUUUGGGGCCCAGUGAUAUCCAUAUCUCAUAUCUUCCCUUGGCUCACAUGUUUGAGAGAGUUGUACAGGGAGUGAUGAUGGUUCAGGGGGCCAAGAUUGGAUAUUUCCAGGGAGAUAUUCGUCUUCUGAUGGAUGAUCUCUGUACACUAAAGCCUACAGUGUUCCCUGUGGUACCCCGACUUCUAAACCGAAUGUUUGAUAAGAUCUUUGGGCAGGCUAACACUUCUCUGAAGCGCUGGCUGCUGGAUUUUGCAUAUAGUCGGAAGGCGGCCGAGAUGUUGAAAGGCAUUGUGAGGAGAGACAGCAUCUGGGAUAAAUUGAUCUUCAGAAAGGUUCAGGCUAGCCUUGGGGGCCGCGUACGUCUGAUGAUAACAGGGGCUGCUCCCAUUUCGCCCACUGUCCUCACUUUCCUCCGAGCUGCGUUAGGCUGUCAGUUUUACGAAGGCUAUGGACAGACAGAAUGCACCGCUGGUUGCACCAUGACCAUGCCCGGUGACUGGACUGCAGGUCACGUUGGCGCUCCUCUGCCUUGUAAUUUUAUCAAGCUGGUAGAUGUGGCUGAAAUGAAUUACCUGGCCAAAAAUGGCGAAGGAGAGGUGUGUGUGAAAGGUCCCAACGUGUUCCAGGGUUAUCUUAACGAUCCAGAGAAGACUGCAGAGGCUCUCGACGCUGACGGAUGGGUUCACACAGGCGACAUCGGAAAAUGGCUUCCGAACGGCACACUGAAGAUUGUGGAUAGGAAGAAGCACAUCUUCAAACUUGCUCAGGGGGAAUACAUAGCUCCUGAGAAGAUAGAGAAUGUCUAUGUGAGAAGUGAUGCAGUGGCACAGGUUUUUGUGCAUGGGGACAGCCUACAGGCUUUUCUGGUAGCAGUGGUGGUUCCGGACCACGAAUUCCUGUGCGGUUGGACCAAGAGGACCAUGGGAGUGGAGGGCAGCUACAAUGCACUUUGUAGUCGAGCGGAUGUCAAGGCAGCCAUCUUGGAGGACAUGGUGCGACUCGGCAAGGAAGCAGGCCUCAAGUCUUUUGAACAGGUGAAGGCCAUCUAUCUCCAUACUGAGCUGUUCUCAGUCACCAAUGGUCUGCUCACGCCAACACUAAAAGCCAAGAGGAAUGAAUUGAGACAAUACUUCAGAUCACAAAUAGAUGAGCUAUAUGGCAGCAUCAAGAUGUAGGAGUUCAGGAAGACGUGUGAAUUGAAAGACAGCCGAGAACAAAGCUGGAACAUGCAGACCAAAUGUCAGAACAUGCCAAUUCACUCCAAAUGAAUGUUUUACCUCAGAUUUUCUACUGUGGGAUUUUAAUGACCGAAGUGCAUUUUCCCCACAACUUAAACCAUUCACCAGAAGUCCUUAAUGCAUGUCUGUGACACUCUCUUGUCACAAUAACCCUCAAGGCUGUAGAAUUAGCAUACUCUACAAUAUCUAGUUUUAGAACCCUGGAUAGUAACUGCGGUGCCAAUCUCAUAUGGUUUAUGUUACCAUGACUCUUAGGAGCAGAGCUUUUCGACCUCAAGUCUUAAAAAGUAAGUGAGCACAAGCUAUCUGCUGGAGAGGGGCGCGUUAUCACCAUGCCACUGGAUUUUCUGUGCUAAUUCGUGUAGUCGAUGCGUGUGCAUGUGGCACAUGCAGUGAAUACAUCGCCAAACUCAAAUAUAGCUCCAUUCAUUUUAGCUGAACAUUUGAGUACAUCUAAAUGCCACUUAUCAGAAGGUAACGCUAAUCUGUGGAGCCAGCAAAACUCAAUGCCUCUCUUCUCUUUUGCCUUUGACAUGUUGACUCAGUGUAGUCCAUCUGUUGUUUGAAAGAUGUAGCAGAUAAACUUGGUAGGGGCUCAAUUAUGUAAAUUUUCCACAGUGUUAAAUUGGUUGGCAAGAACUCCAAAUACCCAGUUAUUUGUAUGCAAGCAAUCCAAAAUACAUUUUUUCAUAAUGUGGUACAGAAAAUGGAUGAGUUUUCAUACGGGCACACGCACGCACACACGCAGAAUAAAAAACAUUACUUGCAUUACUAAAAGAAGUUUAAAGAAUAAGCAUAUUCCAAUUGUAGUAAAUUGUUUUUGUGAACAAUGACUAAGCUUCAUUUAGAAUACAACUAACAUAAA